Molecule: messenger RNA, 1931 nt
Organism: Perognathus longimembris pacificus (Pacific pocket mouse)
Lineage: Eukaryota; Metazoa; Chordata; Mammalia; Rodentia; Heteromyidae
Product: coiled-coil domain-containing protein 33-like
Cellular component (GO): peroxisome
Source: RefSeq, a predicted model, not a curated record
AUCUGGUCGUCAAGGUGGUGGACAACCAGAAGAAAAGGAGCUGGGUGUCCUACGAGAUCCCCAUCAAGUACCUGCGCAUCUUCCACCCCUACCACUUUGAGCUGGUGAAGCCCUCUCAGUCUGGGAAGAGCAACGGAGACGCUGACAGGACGCGCCUCUACGCCACCGUGGUGCGGAAGAGCAGCUUUCUUCCUCGCUACAUCGGCUCUGACCACACGGCCCUGGAGGUCUUUCUCCAGGGCGUCAAUGAGCCUCUCGCCAACAACCCUGGCCCGCUGGUGGCGGGCCGCGUGGUGCCCAACUACAAUGAGUUCAAGACCAGCCAGGCGAGCCGCGACGGCACCUCCGCCUCCACGGGGGUCCCCGUCACCUCCCUCUCCUUCCCCAUCUCCUCCGUGAUGGCCUUCGACGUGCCUCGGGCCAGCCAGCACGGGUGCCCCCAGCUGUCCGGCCGGGGGGCCCCGGCGCAGCCCGUGUGGAACCAGUCCUUCCUCUUCCCCGGCCGCGACGGGGCCACCAGCUUCUCGGAGGACGCGGCGCUGGUGCUCGAGUACCACAGCUCCGCCUCCCUGAAGGGCAGCGCGCCCACGGGCCCUCGCCCGACCCUGGGCGUCUCGGUGCUGCCGCUGAAGAGCCGCCUGUACCGCAAGAUGCUGACCGGGAGAGGCCCGAGCGGGCUGCACGUGGAGCGGCUCCCGGUCACCGACACCCACCUGAAAACCAUCUGCGGCGAAGCCCCCACCGUGGGAUUAUCCUUCCAGCUGAUCUCCUCCGAGAGGCCAGAAACCUUCCUGACGCCGACCGUGGCCAAGCACCUGCCCAUCUUGGACCCGAAGAUCCUGGAUGAGAAGCUCGGCUCCAUCCGCGAGUCCUGGUCCAAGGCCGCGGCCAACGCCGCCCUCGCGUCGCCGUCCCGGGGGUCGGAGGAGGAGCCCCAGGUGCUGGAGCUGUCCCACGAGGCGGAGGUGAACAACUACCGGCGGGCCAUGCAGAAGAUGGCGGAGGACAUCCUGUCGCUGCGGCGGCAGGUCAGCGCGCUGGAGGGCGAGAACCGCACGCUGCGGGCCACGUGGCGCCGCCCGGGGGAGGAGGAGGCGGAGGCGGAGGCCGGCCAGGAGGAGGCCCAGGCGCUGGCGUCCCUGAAGCAGAAGUUGCUCCUGAGCGAGCUGGACCUGAGGAAGCUGAGGGACAAGGUGCAGCACUUACAGAACGAGCUGAUCCGGAAGAAUGACCGCGAGAAGGAGCUGCUGCACCUGUACCAGGCCCAGCAGCCGCAGGCCGCGCUGCUCCGGCGCUACCAGGACAAGCUGCAGAAGAUGCGGGGCCUGGAGGACACCGUGCGGCACCAGGAGAAGGUGAUCGAGAGGAUGGAGCAGGUGCUGGAGGACCGGCUGCAGGAGAGGAGCAAGCCCACGCCCGCACCCCCCCCCCCCGGCAUCCCCCCUCCCCCGCAGCCUUCCCUCGCUCCCCGCCUACGGCCACCUGCCCGCCGCGGCGAGAACCUGCCCGCCGACCUCUACUCCCUGCUGCUGGCUGAGAACUCCCGGCUGCGGGCAGAGCUGGACAAGAGCCGGCCCCAGGUGGCGCCCAUCAUCCUGCAGCAGCAGGCCCUACCGGACCUCCUGGGCAGCAGCUCUUCAGACAAGUUUAACCUGCUGGCCAAGCUGGAGCGGGCGCAGAACCGGAUCUCGGCCCUGGAGAACCUGCUGGAGGACUCGGCGCGCCGCUGGGGGCGGGAGAAGCAGAGCCUCGCCACGCGGCUGCAGGAGCAGGCGCACGGCUUCCGGAACCCUUCCAGCCUGGUCCUCGCGGACGCCUCUGACGUCUUCGUCUCCCCCACGGACCCCAAGCGGCCCCCAAAGCCGGAGCCCCAGCAGCCGGGCCGGCCCGACGGCUCCCAGAAGGCGGCGGCCGACGCCCCCCCCAGCUGA